UCAUUAUUGAAGGAGAAAUUUGUUCACAUCUCUCCCGAUGCUCGUUAUCGGUAUGGAUUAUCACUUGACGAAAGACAAAAGCAGGGCAAAUUGGGCUACAAUGAUGGGGAUGAAUGUUCAUUGGAAGAUCACUACUUAGGUGCAAAGGACACUGACAGUAUGCCGUUAGGUCAAUCUCAAGCACAGAUUUAUAAUCGCAACGCUGACAAAAAAAUACAAAGAAACCUAAACCAAAAGAAAAAUGGAUCCAAUGACACCAGAACAUUGGAUAGAAAAAGAGGUAAAAGUCCAUAUAACCCACCUAUGAGAAAACCUAAAAGAUCACCACAAGCUACAGAAUUGACGGACAACAAGACCUUAGAAGGAAGAAAAACAGAAAAUGCAACCGUUAAUGCAGAGGAUAAAACGAUGCGUUUGAUCAGCGAUAAUGUGUCUGAAUACAGCAGACAACGUAUGCGCGCUCUACAGAUGAGUUUACGUCACUACAGUAACGUGGAUGGACGGAUUACAGUCAAAGAACUUAAUUUAGCCUGUCAGGAUAACGCUAUUCAGUUAAACAGCAGAGUAGUACAGAUUCUACAAGGAAAAUUUGAAGAUCAACACGGAAUAAAUAUAGAUAAACUGUUUCACUAUCUAUCAGAAGCACAUUCAAGAUCUGGACGCGACAGUGUCAUGGCAAUGCAUUUAAGAAAUGACCUAGAACCUCACAUGGACACCAAUCCGGAAGAAAAAGAUGCAGAUUUACUACGUAGACUCGAGGAAUUAUUAGUGAAAGACAAUACCUUCUUCGAUAUCGAGGCUUUGAGACUGGCAUUCCAGUUGAAGGAUAAACAGAAAACUGGAAAAAUAUCAAAUGAUGAGGUAUUUGAAAUCGUUGCCUUGAAACAACAACCAUUGUACGGAGCUCUUCUUAAGGCAUUAGUAAAACGAUGUGAUCUGGACAACCAUAAUAUUGUAAGCUGGCCAGAGUUUUUAAGCUUCCUGGAAAAAGCACAGAAAAAUGCAUGGAGAAAGUAUCCUGAAAUGUCUUCCUUACCAGAGUUAAUGAAAAGUAAAACUCCCGUUGUACCUGAGGCAUCAGAUAUGCUUUCUAAUCAAACUAAAUCCAGACUGGUAAACAGACUUUUAAAGAAGGGAUCUAUAAACAGAGCUGCAAAUCUGAACAAAAAAGAAAAAUCAGUGGAAGAAAAUAAAGAAAACGAAACAAAAGAAAAACUUGCUAAACAUGAAGAGACGGAAGAACAAAAAGAAAAUGAGAAGAGUAAAACGUUACCACAAAAAGAAAAUCAGGAGUCAGAGAAGAAAACUACGGAGGAAAACCCAGAAGGUCAAAAGAAGGUGGAAGAAGAAUCGGAAGAAAAGAUAGAAUUGAAAGAAAAGAGUACUGAAAAAGAGGACACGAACUCGAACAAAGAGGAAAAAAAGAAUCAAGAAAAAGAAACUAAUCAAAACAUAGACCAGGAGGAGAAAACCGAGAAUGAUAAAACUCAAGAAGUCAGUCCAAGAGAUAUAACUCUGGUUAAAGACACGGAUAAUUCUAUGAAAAACUUAACCGACGAUUCUGGAAGUAAUGAGAACCAGACAGAGGUCUGUCUUGAAAACCCUCAAACUGAUGAUAUUACUGACAACGUGGAAGAAAAGGAGAAAGAAGUUCCAAAUUCAACAAUAAAUGACAGUGGAUGCUCAGAUGGAGAUAAUCUUACUUUAACAAAAAAUGGGCAUACUAUUGAAUUUUCUAAGCCAGUUGGAUACGAUACUGAAACGGUAAAAUUAGAACCUCCUGAAGCUCGGCUUAAGCUUGACUGGGUGUAUGGCUAUCGUGGAAACGACUGUAGGAAUAACAUACAUGUUUUAGCCAAUGGAGAGCUCGUGUAUUUUAUAUCUAACAUUGUUGUUUUAUAUGAUAAGGAACAUCAUAAACAGAGGCAUUACAAAGAACACACAGAAUACAUCAAAUGUAUUGCCCUUCAUUCAAAUGGUGUUACAAUAGCUACUGGACAAGUAUGUUCUAAACAUAGACCACAUAAUAAGCCUCAUAUAAGAAUCUGGAGAUCCGAUACUCUACAGACAACACAUGUACUCGAAGAGUUCGAAAAAUCGGUUAUGUGCUUAGCAUUUUCAAACACAGAGGAUAUUUUAGCUGCUGUAGACAAUACUCCCGACAAACGCCUGACAAUUUGGAAUAUUUCUUCAGGAGAACUUAUAACUGAAACAGAGGUGAAUACAGAAUUGAUUUGUGAUAUAUCCUUCAAUAAAAAGUAUCCAGAGUUGUUAGUGACCUCUGGAAAAGAACAUCUUCAGUGGUGGAAAAUUUACGAGGAGAGUCGAACACUUCAACCAGUAGCUCAACCACAGUAUGAUAAUUAUCUUAAAGCAAAAUUCAUCAUAUUCCUUGAACAUAACGAAAAAGGAGACUUAGUGACCGGAGAUUCCAAUGGAACUAUUUAUAUCUGGGCGGAUGGUGGAAAUAAGAUCACCAACUUUGUCAAGCAUGCACAUGACGGUCCCGUUUUUGCUGUAAUGUUUUAUAAAAAUUACAUCUUAUCUGGAGGAAGAGAUGGGAUUGUGUAUUGUUGGCAGUGUAAUAAAAAUAUGGAUAAUGUUGGAGAACUACAGAUACCUAGAUCCGAAGGAGGGAUUCGAAUGUUACAAUUUCAUGAUGACACAUUUUUCAUUGGAACUACAAUGAACUCCAUGUUGUCAGCAGAGUUAUCUACGAAAGGCAAUUCGCCCCUCUCUGGCAUUCAGUUGGACCCAGUACCUAUCACGCAGGGUCAUUAUGACGACUUGCGUGGAUUGGUGGUAAUGCACGAAUCUCAGCUUGGUGGAGAUUUCCUUACCGCCGGAACUGACGGUGUAGUCUGCUGGUUCAACACGGAAAGGAGAGAUCCUGUCUGCAAACUUAUGUUGAAGGGCAUGCAGUUUACAUGUGUAGAUUCAUCGUUUGAUGGAAAAAAUGUUGUAUUGGGUACAAAGAAUGGAAAUUUAGUGAUACUGAAAAUUGAAGGAGAGUCUAGUUCUGAAGUAUUCAACAAUAAAAUAACGAAAGACAGAAUAGAUUGUGUGCGAUUUUCACCAGAUUACACAAUCAUAGCUGUUGGUGGACAUGAUUGCUCAAUUCAUAUGUAUUAUUUCGAAUCAAAAUCGGAUGGUUCGUUUGCAUGGGAAAUGAAAGGAAAAUGCGUGGGACACCGUGAUCCUGUUGUAGAUAUUGACUUUUCUGCGGAUUUGUUCCAUAAUCACUUUCUUCUACGUAGCUGUACUAACGCACCAGAAAUCCUAUAUUGGAAUGCCCAAAAUCUUGAUGAAGUGGAUAUGUCGGAAUGUCGAGAGGUCACAUGGAUGACUGAAAAAUGUAAAAUAACUGCUUCUAAUAUUGGUCUAUGGUGGUCAAAAUUGGAACAAGAAGGCGAUAUCAACUGUGUGGAUGUUUAUACAGAUUCAAAUCUCAUAGUUAUGGGAGAUUCGUGUGGAAACGUUUGUUUAUAUAGAUAUCCAUGCGAUAGAAAAGGGAUGUAUUGUCAUAUGUAUCAUGGACAUGCUGCCGUACACAAUGUUAGUUUUUCGAGGGACGGGCAUUAUGUCAUCAGUGUUGGUGGCAAGGACUCUUGUGUCAUUCAAUGGAAAAUCGUGUAAAAUAUCCGUGCUUCUUAAUUAAUUCUAUUGUAUGAAAAUGUGUAAAAAAAAACACUUUCAGAAGGAGGUUAAUAUAGCAACUUCGUGUAUUACAUAUCUGAUCGUUCUUAUUUUAUGUGUUUAUGUGUUUCCUUGUGCAUAAUAUACAUUAUAAGACUACAAACAGCAAGUGGCCACUGAAGGAUCGACGUGAUAAUGAAUAUUUUCAUUUUAUAAAUUUUAAUGUUGAUUUUACAAAUUAUAAUUUAGUGGACAGGUUAUAAUUCCAGCCACAGAAAUUUUCACCAUAUGUAAAUUAUAUGCCCUCAAUAUUCUAUACUAGCAAAUCAACCCAACAAAACUAGAUAAUCUAAUCUAAAAUCUAAAUGAUGAUGUUCCAUGCAAUUUAAAUCCAUUAGAGGAACAUAAGUGUGACCAAUAACA
Mytilus trossulus (common blue mussel) is the source of this 4059-nucleotide messenger RNA. RefSeq names its product echinoderm microtubule-associated protein-like 2. Gene Ontology annotation, biological process: microtubule cytoskeleton organization. NCBI's taxonomy places the organism in Eukaryota, Metazoa, Mollusca, Bivalvia, Mytilida, Mytilidae. The transcript has 26 exons. Gene Ontology annotation, cellular component: mitotic spindle. Gene Ontology annotation, molecular function: microtubule binding; calcium ion binding. The record is from RefSeq and is a predicted model, not a curated record. Bases 160 to 3636 code for a protein of 1158 amino acids.